Durusdinium trenchii is the source of this 788-nucleotide messenger RNA. NCBI's taxonomy places the organism in Eukaryota, Dinophyceae, Suessiales, Symbiodiniaceae. The record is from the annotation of a GenBank genome assembly.
GAACAGAUCGCUUCGCCUCCAGCGAAAGCAGCGAGCCACGAACAGAUCGUUUCGGCGGCGAACAGAUCGGCGUUUCGGCGGUCCGCGCCAUGGGCGCCGUGGGAUCAGCGACCGAUGAGUGGGGCAUUUGCAGGCCCUGUGGUCGAGACGAUGUUUGUCGUGAGGCGCUGUGGGCCCGCGAUGCCAAUUCGCGUGGCUUGGGGCCACUGCUCCCUGCCUCCGCGUCCGGGUGGAACUCUGCGUUGCUGAAAGGAGCGCGCGAGGGAGACCCGGUGCUGGUUCGGGAGGCAUUAGAUGCUGGAGCCUCUACAGAGACCAGGGCAGUGGCCAGCAGCGCAGUGAAGAAGGGGGUGGCUCAAAAUUCAGUGGGUCUGACGGCCCUGAUGCAUGCGGCCAGAGGGGGUCACUUGACAUGUGUCAUGGCGCUCAUCGAUUCAAGAGCUGCCUUGGAUGCUGAAGAUGAGGUGGGUGCAACACCCUUGCACUAUGCGGCGCUGAGUGGUGACCUCUACGUCUUCGAGGCCUUGAUCCUCGCUGGUGCAGAUGCCUCGUUGAAGGACACCAUGCAGAAGACCGCCUUGGACUACUUGCCUUCACACAUCCAGGAGGAUCCAGAACUCCAGCAAAGUUGGCGAGCUGUCCUUCGGCAUGAGUUGCACUAUGGCGUCUGAGAGACACUGAGGCCACAGAAUGGCACCAAAUCAACGGAGUGUGCUGAUCCCUCUCCACUCCCAGCUGCAACGUGUUGUGGUGUGGGCGAUGGGCAUCAAAAACAGCGAACAAGACAC